Molecule: messenger RNA, 540 nt
Organism: Anneissia japonica
Lineage: Eukaryota; Metazoa; Echinodermata; Crinoidea; Comatulida; Comatulidae
Product: C-type lectin galactose-binding isoform-like
Exons: 4
Coding region: 1-540 (179 amino acids)
Biological process (GO): biological process involved in interspecies interaction between organisms
Cellular component (GO): external side of plasma membrane
Molecular function (GO): carbohydrate binding
Source: RefSeq, a predicted model, not a curated record
AUGACACUAGGCUUGAAACAUAUCGUCAUUACUGUCUCUGUAUUUUGGUUUGCCUAUUGCCAGCUUGAAACGGAAGAGCGUGAUUGUCCAGAUUUUUGGGUAACCAAUGGAAACUUCUGUUACUUUAUUCAUCCAAAUAGCAGUGGUGCGAUUGAAUCAGACUUAGCUAGCUGGGACGAUGCGCGGUCAAGAUGUCGGGCGCAGCACUCGUCAAGACUCCUAUACUAUGAUAGUGAGUCGGAAAGAAGAUUCAUCAACGAACAAAUAGAUCCUCCCUUUAGUCACGGAUAUUUAUGGAUUGGUCUGCGUCAACAUAAGACAGGUGGACCUUAUAUAUGGGAAAAUGGCGUAACGUUGUCAGACGACAACACGCACUGGGAGGCGGGACAACCGGACAAGCGAGAAGGUGAAGAGAUGUGCAUUGAUAUUUUAACUGGAGACACGAAAGCAACUGGAAUUUGGAGAGAUAGACCUUGCGCGGAUUUGAAAGGAUUCAUAUGCAAAUAUGAAUUAGGUGACUAUUUAAUUGCUAAUCGAUAA